UGAAUUCCUUCUUUGCUUCCUUGAUCUGUUCUAGGUGGCAAGAGCCAUGCAAUUCUCCAGCUCAGCCAUGGCAGCAGAUGAGAACUUUGACUAUUUGUUCAAGAUUAUCCUCAUCGGGGAUUCCAACGUGGGGAAGACGUGUGUGGUGCGGCAUUUCACGUCCGGGGUCUACACCGAGGCGCAGCAGAACACCAUUGGGGUGGACUUCACUGUGCGUGCCCUGGAGAUCAACGGCAAGAAAGUGAAGAUGCAGGUGUGGGACACUGCAGGCCAGGAGCGCUUCCGGACCAUCACCCAAAGCUACUACCGCAGUGCCCACGCGGCCAUCAUUGCCUACGACCUCACCCGGCGGUCCACAUUCGAGUCUGUUCCUCACUGGAUUCACGAGAUAGAGAAAUACGGGGCGGCAAACUUGGUCAUCAUGCUGAUUGGGAACAAAUGUGACAUGUGGGAAAAACGGCAUGUUCUGUUUGAGGAUGCCUGCACACUGGCUGAGAAAUAUGGCCUCCUGGCUGUCUUGGAGACAUCUGCCAAGGAGUCCAAGAACAUCGACGAGGUCUUCGUGCUGAUGGCCAAGGAGUUGAUGGCCCGCCACAGCCUGCCCUUGUAUGGGGAGGGCACCCUGGGCAGCCUCCCCCUGGAUUCCAGUCCUGUCCUCACGGCCCCGGGGCCGAGGAAGCAGAGCCAGUGCACUUGUUGAG
Molecule: messenger RNA, 701 nt
Organism: Lipotes vexillifer (Yangtze River dolphin)
Lineage: Eukaryota; Metazoa; Chordata; Mammalia; Artiodactyla; Lipotidae
Gene: RAB19
Product: RAB19, member RAS oncogene family
Exons: 3
Coding region: 47-700 (217 amino acids)
Molecular function (GO): GTPase activity; GTP binding
Source: RefSeq, a predicted model, not a curated record